CUUACACAGAAAUGGAGUUUGAAUUCCAUAUGAGGGAGCUAGACAACUUGGAUAAGCGCAUAAGACCGUACCUGGAGAAAAUUGGCCAUGAAAAAUGGUCAAGGUAUCAUUCAGAAAACAACAGGUACUCUACCAUGACAUCAAACAUAGCUGAGGCACUGAACUCAGCAAAUUUAGCAGCAAGGGAAACACCAGUGACAACAUUAAUGGAGUGCUUGAGGGCACAAAUGCAAGAGUGGACAUACAAUAAUAGAAAGGAGGCACAAAAAUGCACAACAAGGCUGACACCAUCAUCUGAGAAAAAACUCAUAGGGAACUAUGUACAGUCAUUGCGACUAACAGUGAAACCAGCAAACCAGAACCUGUUUGAGGUGAUAGAUGAAGACAGAACAAGAAUAGUAAACUUGAAGGAGAAGACGUGCACAUGCAAUAGAUUUCAAAAAGAUGAAAUGCCAUGUAACCAUGCAGUCGCCGUCAUGAAGGACUUGAACAUAAACACAUACAACUACUGUGCACAAUACUACACAUCAAAAGCAUGGCUGCAAACAUAUGAAGAAACAGUAUACCCAGUUGGAAACGUAAGAGAAUGGGAACUUCCAGAUUUUUUUGAAGAAAUCAUAGUGUUGCCUCCAAAGGAGAGAAUCAAGUCUGGAAGGCCGAGGAAAAGAAGAAUGGCAGCAGCUUGGGAAACAAAGAAACAAAACAAGUGUGGCAAGUGUGGACAAAAGGGACAUAACAAAAAGACACAAGAAGAAUUACAGCAUAGAAGUCGAAACAACUACACAUCAACCAAAAAGCAACUAUAUUAAAACAUUUAGAAAACACAUACUGCAUAUUACGAUUGGUUGUUACAUACAUUUUUUUAUUGUGAUUUUUUAUGUGGAGAGAUAUUGAUAAUAGGAAAUUGGUAUUAUUAUCAUUAAUAUACAAAAGAACAUCAAAUAUUAUAGAUAACUAAUUAAAUGAGUGGAAGAAGGUUGAAAUUAAUAAGAAGGAAAAAUAAACUACAUAAAGUGAUUACAAAUGCAAUUUAGUUGUUUAUCAGAUGGUUGUAAUAAGGUUGUUAAUAGUAUGCUGUCAUGAGUAAGAGUAAAUAUAAAGAUUAAAAAUCCAAAAAUAUGAACAAAUUAAAAACCAAUUCCAAUUAAGAAAAAAACAUGAUAGAAACAACAACUUGUCUAUGAUUAUGAACAUAAUCUGGUAAUAGAAAAAACAAAAGCUACAUAAAAAAAAAGUAGUAUUUCCAACAACAACCAAUAGAUAACUAAGACAAAUUCUUCUUUGGACCCUUUGGAGGAGCCUCAUCUUCACUAUCAAUAAAUUCCACUUCUUUCAUGCGAGCAUACUUAUAGAACAACACAGCAAGCCUAUCACGGUGUUUCUCAACAUCAAAUAUGGGAGGAAUCGGUUUCAUAUCAAUAAAGUAUUCGGCGAACGAUGCAACGAAACAACCACAGUCACUGCAAAACAACCAAAAAACAACAGCAGAAAAACUUAGAAAAGGAAAAUAACAUUACAAAUUUUAAAAACAUUUGAAAAUAAAAAAUAAAAACAACUUACUUAGAGGUUUGUUGAGGCAAACCAUCAACCUUAACAACUUCGAAAGGGUCUAAACAAAUCGGUUUGUUUUCCUUUUUGAACUCAUCAAACAAAGCAAAAAAGUGGGGCAACAACACCGCAAAUGGCUGACAAGCUUUGAUAGCAGCACUAUCUUUCAUAGCAGUCGACAAGGAGUUGUACAUGUACACACGCCUUUCCUCAAUAUUCAAUCGACCAAGAAUCCAAUGUGAUUCAGUCUCCAUAUGGAUGAUAAAGAAAACAUGAUCGCACAAAUGCCAA
Cannabis sativa is the source of this 1839-nucleotide messenger RNA. RefSeq lists its product as uncharacterized. The transcript has 3 exons. Bases 12 to 809 code for a protein of 265 amino acids. Gene Ontology annotation, molecular function: zinc ion binding. Lineage: Eukaryota; Viridiplantae; Streptophyta; Magnoliopsida; Rosales; Cannabaceae. The record is from RefSeq and is a predicted model, not a curated record.